ACCAAUUAGCCGUUGCUAGCGUAAAGCGGCUCACAUUUAACCGACACAAAGCUAGCCAAACAGCCCCAGUUUGUGCUCAUUCAACAGCUUCAUCAUGGCCUGUUUCAGUUAACCAGGGCGGCUUAUUCACAGCUUUAGCGCCGGCCGUUUGGGCCACUUUUCUCGGUUGAAAGUUCAAGCUACUCCGGUACUCUGCUCGCCUUCUGGGUAACAAUGUUGAACGGGGUUACUCUGCGGGCUCAGAUCGCCUCCAUAAUCGAUGUGCUGUCCAAAGCAGCCGUGGCAGAAAUCUCCAAAGUUGUUGAAGAUGGGAUGGUGGUGUUGCGGCUGGAAAUGUGUCAGCGAGAAAAUGAGAUCAAUAAGCUGAAGAGCAACAUCGAGGUUCUGCACAAGGAGCUGCGAGCAGUCCAGGAGAGAGAGACGAGGGAGACCCUGGGAUCUGAGAACCGGGGGAGAGAUGAUACUCAGAGAGAUGUUGGUGAUGAAAGGAUCUUGGUGGAAAAUGUACUUGGUGAAAAAGCUCAAAGCAGCCUGACCUUACCUGAGGUGAAGGUGAAACAGGAACCUGUUGAAGAAAGAAGUGAAGAGGUCAGAGGUCAGUCUGACCAACCCACCUUGUACGAAGGUGAUGGUACGCAGUGGAGACCGGCAACACAAACUCAGUCGGGGCUCAACAACUCAGAUUACUUAAAUGUGGGACAGACCUCCAUGUCAUACCUGCCUGAGUCUUCUCUGGACCCUGGUCUGGCUGAGCCCUGCACAAGCACCAGUGGGUUUCAGCCGAGCCAGUUCAGCCGUGGACUGCUCGGCUACAGUCAGUACCGUAACUCAUUCAACUCAUCGUGGAGGAGGACGAAUAAGCGGUUAAUGUUCAAGAAAGGCUUCCACUGUCCGUACUGCGGCAAAUAUUUUGAGCGAUCGGGACACCUUGAGAGGCAUAAGAGGAUUCAUACUGGUGAGAAACCGUAUCGCUGUGACAUCUGUGGGAGACGCUUCAAUCAGAAGUGCAGCCUAAAGGAGCACACAAAGAUUCACAGAAAAUAUAUGCAGCAACAACCACCUCAGAUCCAAGUGAAUCAAGAGAAGCAGAUCCCUGAGGUGACCCCACAUCCUGAUACUCAUCAACCUGACAAAGAGAGCCAGAAGAAAGCAGAGGAGGUCCUGUCAAAGAAGCAGGAUGCUGUCCCACCACCUGUACGAGUGAAAUCUGAGCCUACAGAGGAGAAGAUAACUCAGCCGGUCUCUGAAGAAGGAAACCAGCAGAAGGAAGGAGGAGACAACCUCAGUGAGAAUUUUACAUCAUUUCAAAGAGACGGCCAGCAGUGGAUGUCCACAUUACAAGAACAAAACGGCUCAGAGAUCAGCAGGACGGAGUAUCACAGCAGCUCAGCGCAGAGUAUGCCAUCCUUCCAGGGAAUAAAUCAAAUUCUCUCUCCACCAGCUGAAGCCUCAUGUAGCACAUUCUCCUUCCCAGAGAAACCAUACGGAGAACAGAAAAACAGCAUGAUGUCCCAAACCCCUUAUGGAUCCUCAGAUACACUCAUGUUAUCAGGCGAAGCCGGAUUGCACGGUAUGGUGGGAUCUACGCUGAAUCACCACAUGCAGACAGGAGAUGGGUCGUUUCAUAUGAUCAAACCAAAGAAAUGCUUCCUCUGUUCGUACUGCGGUAAGAUCUUUGUUCGCGCCGGUCACCUGGAGAGACAUUUACGGAUUCAUACAGGGGAGAAGCCGUAUGGCUGUCAUAUCUGCGGGAGGUGCUUCAACCAGAAGAGCAGCCUGAAAGGACACAUGAAGACGCACAGAAAUGGAGGAAACACAGACAUGCUGGAGUCUCAUCAUGUCAUGUUUUCAAUGUCUGAUAAUCUUCUGCCGAAGGACCAGCCAGAAUCCAAACACAGGCCAACAGCUGCUGAAGGUCAGGUACCCGGCUCUGCAUAUACCGAUGCCACUGGUGAGCAAGCAGUGAUGGUUAAGCUGGAGUCGAGUGGGAAGGGUCUUCAGACUGUAGGUCGACCAGGGAACAAUAACGGCAUCAGAGCAAACGAUCAAAGUCAGCUGUGGUCAUCUGGGAUGGAAACAAGGAGUGAUACCAGUGAUCCAGAUGCCUGCAUACUCUUACCUGAUGUCAAGUAUCACAUCAGUCCUGGAGCAGCCAAUGAGCAGGAAGGAUACACCUCACCGAUUAAAGACCUGCCUUUUAUAGACAACAAAGACAAGGAUGACAUAAUGCACAGUGAUCCGUAUACGAUCAUGGGAAUACAGUCAAGGAAUUCAGAUUUGACUCUAGCACCUGAGCUGCCAAAUCAUCACAUUAUACAGGCUGUGACUAUUGACGAUUACACCUCAUUGGGUGAGGGAAACCCUGAGGGAAGGGUGUUUGAAUUUGAAAUGAUCACCUCGGGCGGCAAUGAGGACAGCUGUGGUGGGGAUGGAACCAGACAGAACUGCUUUAUAUGCUCAACUUGUGGGCAAAGCUUUGAUAGUUUCGAGUUAUACCAGAGGCAUCAGUGUCAGACGAUCAGUGAGCAGACCUUCAGCUGUCAUAUAUGUGGGAAAAAUUUUAAUCAAAUGAGCAUUCUGAAGCUGCACCUCAAGUUGCACGCAGAAUAAAAAAAAUCAUUUGUAACCCACAUGUCGAGGAAAAACACUGCAAAAUAUCCCUCACUUAGCUGCAUCUCAUCAAGUCUUGGCACUAGUUUAUUUUUUCUUCACUGCCAAAUCUGACUGAGAGCUACAGCAAUACUUGAAAUGUCCAAAACUUCCAAAAGCUUCCGUCACAUUUCAAGUGAUCCUGCCACGUUGACCCACUCCAUCCAGUCAUGUAUUGAGGACUCUUUGAGAUGAUUGAGCAUUGUUAAUCAUAAACACAGAAGGUUGAAGCUUGUGAAAUUUCAGCCUAAUAUCUUAAUUACUGUAAGAAGAAAGCAAACUAUGUUAAGUGUCUCAUGCAGCGACUGUAUAAAGUGUUCAGUUGGACAAAGCUUGGAUCAUGCCAGCCAUUUGGUUAACAAAACCAAUCAGCAAUACUGUGGUCACAGUAUUGAAAACACUGACUGAAAUUAACUGCUAGGAACAAAGAGGUGAACCUGAAGUGGGUCCUUAGACUCCUGAAAACCAUCUAUUACUCACUGGCUUGCAGUCAUAUCAGCCAUGUCCUUCAUUAUUUCUCAUGAGUAUCCUUGUUAGAGCCAAAAAUAUAUAAAAUUUAUAAAAAAGAAUCAUCCCACACACAGUUUGUGCCUACGAAGUCAUGAACUAUUCAGACAAAAGGUGCUUUCAACUAAAAGUUAUCACAACUUGUCACACCACUGAUACAGAAGGAACAGUGUGGAUUCUGCCCUGGUUUUGGGACAGUGGACCAGCUCUUUACCCUUGCAGGGCUUCUUGAGGGAGCAAGGGAGUUUACUCAUCUAGUUUACAUGUGUUUUGUGGACUUGGAGAAUGCUUACGAUGGUGUCCCACAAGGGGUCAUCUGGGGGAUACUACGGGAAUAUGGGGGACAGCAGUGAUGAGCCAUCAGGUCCCUGUAUGACCAAGUAAGAGCUGUGUUUGCAUCCUAGGCACAAAGUCGGACAUGUUCCUAGUGGCAGUUGGCUUCCACCAGUGCUGCCCCCUUAUCUCUGAUUCUGUUUGUGGUUUUCAUGGACAGAAUCUUGAGGCGCAGGUUUGGGUACCUCAGAAUAUCGUCUCUGCUUUUUUGCAGACGAUGUGGUUCUGUUGGCUUCUUCUGCCAGGGACCUCUAGCCGGCACUAGGGUGGUUUAGGGGUGGCCUAGUGCAAAGUGGCUGGGAUGAGGGUCAGCACCUCCAAGGCCAUGGUACUCUCUUGGAAAACGGUGGAUUGCUCCCUUCGGGUGGAGAGUCUUUGCUCCAAGUGAAGGAGUUCAAGUAUCUUGGAGUCUUGUUCACGAGUGUGGGUAGAAUGGACCAUGAGAUUGACUGGCUAAUUGGUGCAGCAUUGGCAGUACCGCAGAUGUUGGACCAGACCAUUGUGGUGAAGAGGGAUCUGAGCUGGAAGACAAAGCUUACAAUUUACUAGCCAGUCUUUGUUCCAGCCUUUAUCUAUGGUCAUAAGCUCUAGGUAAUGACUGAACGAAUGAGAUUGCGGGUUCAAGCAGUCUAAAUAAGACUCCUUAGGAUGGUGGCUGGGCUCAGUCUUAGAGAUAGAGUGAGGAGCUCAGACAUCCAGAGAGAACUCAAGGAGUCGCUGCUCCUUAAGCUUGUUGAGGUGGUUCAGGCACGGUUGAUCAGUAUGCUUCCUGAACGUCUCCCUUACCCCAGGGCACCCCCAGGACUCACUGGAGGGAUCAUAUAUCUCAUCUGGCCAGGAGACACCCCUGAAUCCCCCAGGAGGAACUGGAAAAUGUUGCUGGGGAGAGGGAUGUCUGGACUGACUAGCUUAGCCUGCUGCCACAGUGACCUGGCCCUGGAUAAGUGGAAGAUUAAAUAGUUCCUUUGGCCCUGCAGGAAGAACUUCCUCGAAUUUAGGUGUUUUCCUACUGCAGGAACCAGGGUCUAAAUUGAGUUCUAGGAUGAUGAAUCUACCACAUCAAGAGUUUCUGCUCAGGUGGUAGUACUUUCCUAAGAACUAUGGGGGUUAGGGCUGCAGCAGUGAAGGUCUCUGAUCAGUAACUAGGUCAAACACUUUGCCAGUGACCCUUACACCCAGAUCAUUACCAUUUUAACGGUUGACAGACAUUUGUUGUAGGCUCCUGUCAAUUUUAGAGCUCAACUAAAGAGACCAAAACCAAGCCCAGCUGCCCUGUUUGGAAUGAGUUUUGGAAAGCCAUCACUUUGGUGACCGAGCACCUACACUCGUUUGAUAAGAAAAUCUAAUUUCACAUUAUUGUAUUGAUUUACUUUGUCUUCCUAAAACCUGGUUUCAUCAGGAUGCCAGGACUUCCUGAUGGAAACGCAGACAACACUGAGCCUCAGGGACCAUCUAGUUCCUUGAGAAGAGUACUGAAACCUAAUAGUUCUGGUUGUACUUAUGGUAGAAGAGCACCUCAUACUACUCAUAAAUGGCUGUAUGACUAUUAGCAUUACUUCUUAAAGAUACCUAGAUAGCUGUCAUGUAAAAGACAUAAUUACACUCAUCUCGUCAUCAAGAAAGUAGCGACAUUAUUACAUUACCUUUUUAGGUGUUAAAAGAUACAGAGGGAAAUGCAUAAGGCGAGGCAGUUUUAUAAAUCAAACAAUUUAAAUUAAUUUACAGACUUUCAAACAGAUCGUUUUUAAUAAAAGAACAUUAAAAGAGUAAAAUGACAAUAAAAAUGAACUACUCUAACCAAAAUGGUUAUUUCUACCAGGCUGUAUACAGGCUUAUUUCUACUGUAAAAAUCGGCAUUUAAACGUAGGGUGUGUUUGUGAGUUCUGGUGCCUCUGUAGCCAGCUUUGAAUAGAUACUCGAGGAACUACAGUAUUUCGUAUUUGCACAUUUGCUCAUUUUUUUCAGCAACCAUGCUUAACGCUUUGCCUUCAGUAGCAAAAGCUAUUGCUUUCUGGGUUGCAGAAACAUUUGUUGCUCUUAGCAACCGCCCGUGUCACUCACCUGGAGCCAGUGCACCAGCUGGGUCUAGAUAAAGUCCGUCUUAUCUCCUACGUCCAACUUAGCUGCAACUCACCUUUACACUGAAUGUACCAAGUGCAGCAUGGGACUGUCAGGGUCGCAUUUGGUCUUGUCAUGUGUGCUCACAUUAACGCUUGCUGAACGGGGAAUGUUGCAGAGUAACACACUUCCCUUCCGUCCCAACUUCUAAACAACUAUUUACAGAAGAUUUUCACAACACAACACAAACCAAAAAGAAAAAAAGAAGUCAUAAUUUCCUGGUAGAGCCAAGGAAAGGCUUCUUAUAGCGUGAUCUACCAUGACUUGUGAUAAACAUUAACGUAUCUUGCACAGUGUUUAAAAUGCCCCUUGCGCCUGCCUUGCUUCUCUGUCUUAUAUGAGGAGUCUUUUCAGUCAAAUUAGCGCCUCACAAGGUCUCUCAAGGUUGUAGCUAAGUCCGGCAACAUUUCAGCCAGUCGUACAAUCAGCUGGUGCACUCGGCUCCUGAUCCCUUAUGUAUGUCAAUAACCAUUUAAGGAGUGGUAACUGCCAUAAGAUGUUUCCACCCUAACUUCAGUUUCUUCCUGCCGGCUCCCUUAGUAAUGUUCCUGCAAAAAGUCCAGGUGAGACAAUGUUGGAACGCAGCAAAACAUAUUCCUGAUAUUUACCGCGAGCAAGGGGGGAACAACAAUCUCUAAAUCCUGUGAGCAGUGCAACCGAUGUGAUCACUGUGCACGCAGUAGAAACUGCAUAACUAUGUUUUUGUGUUUUAAUUUGAGGUCAGUAUCAAAUGUCAUGCCACAAUAGACUGCUAAGAUAACUGGCCUCACAGGUUUGUCUUCCCUUAACUAUAUAAUAUCAACAUUUGUUAUUUAAGUUUCACAUUAUCAGGUGGAAUUUCAUUCUGUGGUGUAAUGUUGUCAUUGAGGAACAGAUCAGAGUGGAUUUGCUUACAUCGUAGAUGGACUGUCACUGCAUUUAGACUGACAUGAAAACAAGGUUUUUUCAAAACACUUUAAAGAGAUGGGUUUCUUUUUUCAGACAACACAAUAUUCAGAACAAGAAAACAAAAUGAAUUUGCUGGAUAUUGAAGAGAUAGGAAUUUGGACAAAUCACGGUAUGAACAGCUCAAGGGUCUUUAUUUAGAAUGUAAACAGCUUUGAUAAGAUAUUAUUGCUGUUGCCAGAGAUAUUCUGAAGGAUAAUUUAGGAGGUGUCACCAAGGGUUAAAUAUUUAUAAGUCAUAAUGUACAGUCUGUAAAAAAAACAAACAAAAAAGAUACUUUGCUAAAACGGGCAGAUAAAGGUGUCUAUAAGUUAAACUAAAACGGUCCUUGCAGAGCGCUGUACUCCAAAGGUGCUUGUGUUUUGUUGAUUGAAAAGUAUUCUGCUUUUAAUUCUACCGAAAGUGGAGCAAAUUCUGUGCCUUUUUUAAUUUAGUCCAAGGUUUCACUUGUACAAAAUCCAAAAUGACAAAAAAAUGAAUAUUAUAUGGAUUCUCAAAACAGGAUUAUGAUUUGUUGGAGAAAAUGGAAAGGAAAAUUAAUUUCAAGGUUUAUUUAUGUUGGGAAAAUAACACCUCAAUGCAAAGUUCAAGUGUUUUGAAACUCCACUCUUUGUGGGACCUUUUACUUUGAAGGCUGUUUUUGACCAGCUUUACAAGUAAGUGACGUGAUGUAUCUCAGAAGACUAUUUCUUUCAGGGUGCUCAUUUCAACACUCUGAUUUGCACUCACACGAAGUGCAAAACUCCUGAAAAUAUCUUGAGUUUUCCAGUGUGAGCUGUGUGUGGGAAUGCAAGCAGAGGUUUUCCCUCUCUACUGUCUCCCAGCCCCCUAGUAUUUCCCCUUUCCUUGAUACCUCCAUUGCCUGACAUCCAACCUGCAGGAAAACUUCCUGCUGUAAGGGACAAGUGUGAACUAACAAGUCAGUAAAUACUCUUGGUAGGUUACCCUACAAUUUCCAGAAAUUUUUCAGGUGGCAUGGAUGGAAAUGGGCGGUGUUCUCCAUAACUAGCAAAUCUCAGUUAACCUGUUGUCGCUGAAGUCUGUAUGCUGCUGUAGAUGGUGUUUUUGUUUCUCUUGGUAGGUGGUAAAAUGAGUUGCCCUUCUCGGAGAAAGGAAGUUGUGUGAAUCGAACAAUAAACAGCCAGUAUUACCACUGAACAUGGAAUAGUCUGGAAUAUUUGCUGCUUUGUGCAUUUGUUUGAAAAGGGUGGCUAGUCUCAAAGAGGUCAUUAAAACAGUUUGACAAAACCAACACUCCAGCUAAGCUCGCAGAAGGAGCGCCUGUUAAACAAAACCCUCUUUGAUACAGUACGAUAAGUGCCGACAUUUUUCAAACUGAAUCUUGAAUCCUGUAAGUUCAGAGAUUCAAAACCUUGUUGCCAACUUAAAUGUUCAAUAUUUUCUCCUGUUUUUAUGGUGUUUUCAGUUUUAUGUAAUUUACUACACAGACUCACUGAUCAAUAAUUGUCCUUUUUAUAUCCAUAUGUAGCAUGAUUCACGGGUAAUCAAGUAAUACAGUUGAUCACAUGUUAAAUUAUGUUUAAAGGAUAAGUAUAAUGAACAUAUCCAGUUAUCUUUGUUUAGCUUUUUGUAUUUUUAAAUAAAACUGAAAA
Molecule: messenger RNA, 8165 nt
Organism: Cheilinus undulatus (humphead wrasse)
Lineage: Eukaryota; Metazoa; Chordata; Actinopteri; Labriformes; Labridae
Product: sal-like protein 3
Exons: 4
Coding region: 214-2610 (798 amino acids)
Biological process (GO): regulation of transcription by RNA polymerase II
Cellular component (GO): chromosome
Molecular function (GO): chromatin insulator sequence binding
Source: RefSeq, a predicted model, not a curated record